AUGUUUAGAGAUAGAACAAACUUAUUUUUGUCGUACCGUCGUACUGUUCCACGUAGUAUUCUGCGAAAUGACAGGCGGUUUGAAUCUUUAGAGGAAGAAGAAGAAGGUUUGAUUGAAUCUAGAAGAAGUGAUAGGAGGCAAAGAUAUCAAGAUAACAAUGACUCUAUAGAAAUGAAAAACUUACCGCCAUCGAUAUUUGAUAUAUCAAGAGAAAUAGAUGAUAAUUUGUUACAAAUUAAAGGAAAAACUAGCGAGUUGAAUUCGUUGUAUAAAAAAUUACUAAUAACUAAUUAUAAUGAGAAACAAGCAAUUGAAAAUAAGAUCGAGAAUUUAAACUAUGAUAUAACAAAGAAAUUUGAAAGCUCUUAUGUGUUAAUUAAGAAGUUUGAAUUCUUACAGAAGAACCACGGCAGAUUAAAUUUAGAUUAUUCCAAUAAUGAGAUAUCAAUCAUUGAAUCAUUCAAGAAGAAUUAUGCAUUGAAGAUCCAGGAAAGUUCAUUAAUCUUCAGAAAUUUGCAAAAUAAUUACAUAAAGUUUUUGAAGGAUGAUGAGGACGAAACAGAUACCUUGAUAAAUGACUCGAAUAAUGACCAAUUUAAUUUAAUUGAGAAUGAAGAAGAGUCCCGAAAUAUUGAAAAUUAUUCUAAACAAAUUCUCCAGCAAACUCAAAUACAUUCAUCAAAUUCACAGUUUCUUCAGGCUAGGGAACGAGAGAUUUCAAAGCUCGCGAUGGGAAUUUUGGAAAUAUCUACUAUUUUCAAAGAGAUGGAAAGCAUGGUCAUUGAUCAGGGAAGUGUACUAGAUAGAAUUGAUUAUAAUAUAGCAAACACUGCACAAGAUUUGAAAAGUUCGGACAAAGAAUUGAUAAAAGCUCAAGGGUACCAAAAAAGAACAACAAAGUGCAAAUUAAUAUUUUUGUUGUCUUUAGUUGUGUUUGCAUUAUUCAUUAUUGUCCUAGUGAAACCGCAUGGUAAAACAAAAGUAAUUGAGAAACCAGCUCCGGAUAGUAACCCUGAAGAUAGACCCACUAUAAAUAAUCCUGAGGAUUCAAAAACAGGAUCAAAGAAUGUAAAUGCCGAAGGAAAUUCAAAUGCUGACGUGGACGAUAGUCUAUAUUACAAGGUCAUAUAA
Molecule: messenger RNA, 1131 nt
Organism: Debaryomyces hansenii CBS767
Lineage: Eukaryota; Fungi; Ascomycota; Pichiomycetes; Serinales; Debaryomycetaceae
Gene: TLG2
Product: Tlg2p
Exons: 1
Coding region: 1-1131 (376 amino acids)
Biological process (GO): intracellular protein transport; vesicle-mediated transport; vesicle fusion
Cellular component (GO): endomembrane system; membrane; SNARE complex
Molecular function (GO): SNARE binding; SNAP receptor activity
Source: RefSeq, a predicted model, not a curated record